UUACUAGUGGCGCGAAACAACUACACCACUGUAGCCGGCGACAUUGUGGCUUGUUUAGUAUUCAAACUUUGCCUCGUGGUUUUUUUUUGUGUGGCAAAGUCUUCAUGGCGAAGUCUUUAGCGACAUACUUUGUGUUUUAGUAAAGACUCUGAAGUGUUUUACGGCUUCAUACGGACGUCAGAGUGGAGUUUUAUAACCGGUAAAAAAAUUGUGUGACUGUUUUAUUAGCGGUUUAAAACACAGCGAUGAGUUUAUUCAACCUCGAACGAUUCCGAUAUCAAAAAGAGAAGACGGUUGAAAAUCUGUCGUCGUCGGUCAGUUCACCCAAAGCAGAGCACCGCAGACUGGUGAAUAACUGUAGGUCAGAUAAGGAGAAUUACCCAGAACGCAGAGUGAAACCCGAUGGCAGACGAGGAAGAGGGAAAAUCCCACGCCAUGCACUGGAGGAUGUGUCCUCUGAUGAUGAGGCCUGUAAGAAGGCAAGGGUUCCUACAAUGCACUCAUCAGCGAGGAAUGCUACAGGGUGUGAAAAGCAGACAGAUCUUGAGAUGGAAGAUAAACUGACCAAGCUUCUGGAAAUGUUCCCUCAGAGGAACAGAAGAGAAUUGCUGGAGGUGGUGAACAGUACCAGCACACUGGAGGGCGCUGUAGCGUAUUGUCUGGUGGCCUACAAAGAUAAAGAUUUGUCCAAGACAAAAGGCAGCACCACACACAGUGAUGGUGAUGAGAUGCAACCAAAGAAGCGGAGAAAAACCGCCGAGCCAGAUUUUGAGUCUGAAGAGGAGAACCAUGAGCCGAGCAGAGAAAAGCAAGAUGCUCUGGUUCACAAUUUAAAAAAGAAAUUUCCGCAAAUGGAUAAAGUGGUGCUGAGAGACGUUCUGAGAGAGCAUGAGUGGGAUUAUGAAAAUGCCUUGGGAUCAUUGCUUAUGUUUUCAUUCGAUUCCGAGUCUAGCCCUGAAAAGAUCAAGAAGACAAAGUCCAAACAAUCAAGCAAUUCAAAGCCUUCUAAGAGCAGACAAGAGAGCAGUGAAGAUGGGAAGCAAAAACCUGAAUCUUCUAGUUUGACACGGUGGCUAUCAGCUGUAUCCAGUAAAUCUCCUUCAAGACUACAGUCCCUUUCCACCAGAUCACCGUCAAGAGGAAGCAGAACAGUUAGUCAUAAGUCUGAAAGAAAAGAAGAGAAGAGAGAACCUGAACCAAACAAAGACUCAGAACUUGAUAGUGACUCGGAACUUGAUAGCGAGGAUGAGGAUGAUGCUUCUGAUGAAUUUGACUUAGAAGCUGUGGACCAUAAAUUUUCUUCCAAGGUCCAGGAGCAGAUAUUGCAGUUCUUCCAGGAGGCUUCAGUGGAUGAAUUGAAUUUGAUAUCUGGCUGCUCAUUGAAAAAAGCCCAGAAAAUAAUUUCACUUAGACCAUUUAACACAUGGAAAGAUGUGAAUAAGCAGUUCUAUAAGGAUAAUGGCUUGUCUAUGGAUUUGGUAUAUAGCUGUAAGGAUGUGCUGAAGGAAAGACAAGUACUGAAACAGCUCAUGAACAAGUGCGCAAGCAUAGCCAAGAACAUGACCAAAGACGUAACCAAUGUCAUAGAAAAUUGCAUGGGCUCCAUGAAGCAGCCAACCAACCUCAACAAGAAGUUGAAAUUACAACCAUAUCAGCUGAUAGGCUUGAAGUGGCUUAUUCUCUUACACCAGCACAAUCUCAGUGGGAUCCUGGCUGAUGAGAUGGGCUUAGGAAAGACAAUUCAGGCAAUUUCAUUUUUGGCUUAUCUUUAUCAGAAGGGGAUUAAAGGACCUCACCUAAUCACUGUACCCUCUUCCACAGUGGAUAACUGGGUAAGAGAGCUAGCACUGUGGUGUCCCAGCCUGAAGGUCAUUGUUUAUUAUGGCUCUGUAGAGGAACGUAAAUACCUCCGCCAUGAUAUUCUCAACAAUCAAGUGGAAUUUAAUGUCAUUGUGUCUACAUAUAACUUGACUAUAGGCAAUGAAAAUGACCGCAGUCUCUUCCGCAAGUUGAAGUUGCAGUAUGCUGUGUUUGAUGAGGGUCACAUGUUGAAAAACAUGAACUCGCUACGCUACCGCCAUCUCAUGGCCAUCCGUGCUGAACAGAGAUUGUUGCUCACUGGAACACCUUUACAAAACAACCUACUAGAACUCAUCUCUCUGCUCAACUUCAUUAUGCCCUCCAUGUUCUCUAGCAGCACUUCACAGAUUUCCAAGAUGUUCUCCACGAAAUCGUCAGAAGAGGAAAGUAGUUUCCAUAAAGAAAGGAUUGCCCAAGCCAAGCUCAUCAUGAAGCCCUUCAUCUUGAGACGAGUCAAGAGUGAGGUGCUGAAAGAACUACUGCCCAAGGUGGAGAAGAUCAAAAUGUGUCCCAUGAGUGAUGCUCAGCAGCAACUGUAUGAUGAUCUUUUCCGAAGGCUCAAGAAGACUGUUAAGACUGGAGAGAAGCGAGAGCUGAGUAAUGUGAUGAUGCAGUUAAGAAAGAUGGCCAACCAUCCACUGUUGCACCGGCAGUACUAUACUACAGAGAAGCUUGAGGCCAUGAGCCGAGCUAUGCUGAAGGAACCAACACAUUUUGAUGCAGACCCUGAAUUGAUCCAGGAAGACAUGGAGGUGAUGUCAGACUUUGAGCUGAAUAAUCUUUGUAAGGAAUACAGCUCUAUUUCCAAGUUUCAGCUGGAUAAAGAGCUCAUUCUGGACUCUGGAAAGUUUUCCCUGCUUACUAAGUUAUUAGCCAAGCUCAAGGAGAAGGGUGAUAGAGCAGUGCUCUUUAGCCAGUUCACCAUGAUGCUGGACAUUGUGGAGGUUCUGCUGAAACACCUUGGUCACCAGUAUGUUCGGCUGGAUGGCUCCACUCCUAUGACAGAAAGAAUUGGCCUCAUAGACAAAUACAACACAGACCCUGAAAUAUUUGUCUUCCUUCUGUCAACUCGUGCUGGUGGCCAGGGGAUCAACCUCGCUUCUGCUAAUGUAGUAAUUCUUCAUGAUAUCGACUGCAAUCCUUUCAAUGACAAACAAGCAGAGGACCGCUGUCAUCGAAUGGGGCAGCGCAGGACCGUGCAAGUUAUAAAACUGGUUAGUAAAGAUUCCAUAGAGGCCUGCAUGCUUCGUGUAGGGCAGGAGAAACUCAAACUUGAACAAGACAUGACUACUGAUGAUGGUGAAGAGGGCUCCAUGUCAGAGGAUGUGGCUGAGCUGUUAAAAGUAUCACUUGGCUUUUGACAAAAGUGAUGAGUAUAGAAAACAUGCACCACAGCUAAAUAGCUGAGCCAGUAAAUACACUGACUAAACAUGCACUUGCUACCCAUAAAGGUGGUAAAAAGUAGCUGUGUCACUUUGUUUGACUGAAAAAUUAACCACAUCGUACUUUCCUGAUUAUUAUUUACUUAAGCUACUUUUCUCUUUCAUAUCCUUGUUUUGGCUAAUAUUGAAAAUAAAGCACUGAAUGUUUGACAUUUUCAGGGUUAAGAUGACAUUUGUGCCAGUAGUUCUUUAGCCUGUCUUUUUUUUUUUUUAGUUUUAACUGUACUAUAGUUGUCUGUAUUAUAUAUUGUUGUACAUGUCAAAUAAAGACAAUUUUUAUUAGC
Messenger RNA from Tachysurus vachellii, 3586 nucleotides. It is a transcript of the gene smarcad1a, whose product is annotated as SWI/SNF-related, matrix-associated actin-dependent regulator of chromatin, subfamily a, containing DEAD/H box 1 a. Gene Ontology annotation, molecular function: chromatin binding; ubiquitin binding; DNA binding. The record is from RefSeq and is a predicted model, not a curated record. The transcript has 23 exons. The coding region runs from base 246 to 3221 and encodes 991 amino acids. Gene Ontology annotation, cellular component: nucleus. NCBI's taxonomy places the organism in Eukaryota, Metazoa, Chordata, Actinopteri, Siluriformes, Bagridae.